Messenger RNA from Sciurus carolinensis (gray squirrel), 4144 nucleotides. RefSeq names its product sterile alpha motif domain containing 15 (gene Samd15). The record is from RefSeq and is a predicted model, not a curated record. Lineage: Eukaryota; Metazoa; Chordata; Mammalia; Rodentia; Sciuridae. The coding region runs from base 287 to 2482 and encodes 731 amino acids. The transcript has 3 exons. Gene Ontology annotation, molecular function: protein binding.
GAGAAGAGCCGAGGGAGUCCGGGGCCGGAAGAAGCUGCGCGGCGGCCGCGGGGACGGUGCGGCGGCCGGGGUGCGGCCGCAGGAGUCCGGCCCGCGGAGGCUGGCGGCGCGGGCGCGGGGAGGGCCACUGCGUGCCCGGGAUCGCCAGUUCUUUAAAUCUGGGAUUGAUUAGACUCAAGAAAACCUGGGAAGAUGCAGCAACUCACUGCCGGAAAUCGUAGUAUCCAUAGAGACGCUGUCGGAAGUUGAGGUUGCUAGGAGGCCUGGGCGUCCGCUGAACUGCGUAAUGGCGAAAGUCCCACAAGAUUAUGACUCUGGUUCUGAUGAAAAUGAGAAGUCAGAGCCUGAGAGGCCUGUACUGUCUGGACUUCGUGAAUUGUCUGGAAAUGCCGAACCAGACACCAAGACAGAGGCAGGCCCGGAGCUACCCUCAGAGAAUGACCAAGAGCCACGGCCACCAGAGACUGAGAAAGAGGAAGAGCCAGACAUUGCAAAGAAUGUGCAGCCAGAACCAACCCGGGCGUCCAAGGAAGAAAUUCCCGAGGAGACCGAGGUUGAACUGUCUAGCCAGACUGAUUCAGGGAUCCCCCAAGUGUUGAAGUCGGAGACAUUGAGAGAGAUGGGAGAAGAACUUUACAAGGGUUUGGAGGCACCUGUGGAUGAAAUGCCUGAGGAACCACACCUAGAGCCACAAGAGGAGGCUAGCUCAGAUGUUACAGAGGAUGUCCUCACAGAAUCAGAUUCAGAAACAGAUAUACAGCUACCAAAGGAAACCAAGUCUGAGGUUCCAGGAGCCACAAUCAGUACGACAAGAUUAGAGUUCCUAAAGGAGGUUCCGGAGGAAUCACUUAAAGAGCAGUAUAAGGAAACAGGCCUAGAACCUCCUCCAGAGCAGUCCAAACUAGAUUUUUCAAAUGAGAAACCAAAGAAAUCAGUUGAAGAGACAUAUCUACAACCAACAAAGAUGACUGAACCAGAGAUCCCAGAGGAGACACAAAGAGAGUCAACUGAGCAGACUAAACCAGAGUUUCCAGACCAGAAACCAAAAAAGUCUACUGAGGAAGCAGAUCUAGAACCUCCAGAAGAAACUAAACCAGAAAUUCCAGAGGAGAUGCAAAGAAAGUCAACUGAGGAGAAAGUUCUAGAGGCACUAAAAGAGGUCAAAUCUGAGCUUCCUGAGGAAGAAUUAAGAAAAUCAAUUAAAGAAACAAGUCUAGAGCCAUCAGAAAAGACCACAUCAGAAGUUCUGAAGGAAACAAAAAGAAAGUCCACUGAGAAAAAGAUUCCAGAAAUAGCAGAAGAGACAGGUCUAGUACUACCACGGGAGAUCAAACCAGAUGUUCAAGAGGAGACACAAAGACAGUCAACUGAGGAAAAAGUUCUAGAACCAACAGAAAACACUAAACCAAUAGAUCAUAAAGAGAAGCAGAAAAAAUCAAGUGAGAAGAUAGAACUGGCACCACCAGAGAAGUCUGAAUCAGGGAAAACAAUAAGAGAGUCAACUGAGGAAAAAAGUCUACAGCCCCCAGAGCAGUCUACAUCAGAGUUUCCAAAGAAGAAACCAAGAAAAUCAAUUGAGAAAACAGGUCAAAUGCUACCACAGAAGACCAAACCUGAAGUUCAAGAGAAGAGACAAACAAAGCCAACUGAGGAGAAAAAUCGAGAGUUACCCAAUAAAACAAAACCAAGAAAGCCACAUACAGAAUUUUUCAAAGAAGGACCAGAAUCAAUCAAAUCUAAGUAUUCUAUGGAGAAGGAUCAGCUAGAACACCCUAAGUAUCAAACAAUGAAAGUGUCAUUGGAAGAAACUGACACAACUUUUAAAGAAGACUAUGCAUCUAGACUUCUUACACAAAGUGAAGUGGAGUCAACUAGUACAGAUUAUGAGACUCCCCAAGAACUUCACAAAAUGCUUCAGCUUAAUGAUAUCAAUGAAUUCUUAAACCUCCCAAAGACUCAGACAGACUUUAAGAAGCCCUUUAGUGAAGAGAAAGUUACAGAUUUAGGCCAAGAGUUGAAAGAAACAGUACCUUCAGAUAAAUCCCCACCAGAAAGAAAAGAGAUGGAGUUCCAAUUUGAAUAUCUUAAAUGGAGCCCAGAGAAUGUUGCAGAAUGGAUUAGCCAGCUAGGCUUCCCUCAAUACAAGGAGUGUUUUACCACAAACUUCAUUAGUGGCCGAAAACUCAUCCAUGUAAAUUGCUCAAACCUCCCUCAGAUGGGAAUAACAGAUUUUGAGGACAUGAAGGUGAUUUCUCAGCAUACACGGGAGCUACUGGGAAUUGAAGAGCCAUUAUUCAGCCGCUCAAUCAGGCUUCCCUAUAGGGACAAUAUUGGCCUAUUUUUAGAGCAAAAAGGUCAUACUGGGGUAAAAUCUGAUUCCUUGACCUUCUCUGAAUUUGUCAAAGCAGCAGGAUUACAGGAUUAUGCUCCAGAAAUAACUGCCCCUGAAGAGAAUAAGGCUGUUAACAUUGCAGAAAUGUAGAGGAAAGGCAUUUCACUUACACUGAAAGAUCAAACUUAAUUACUUGGAAGAAGACAUGUGGCCUUUUUCGUUUUUCUUCUUUUCUUUCUCAUUAAGGAUCAGAGUUAGAACUGCUGGCUCCAUUCUUAGUUCUUUGACUCACUACACCUUCCCUUUAUUUGUGUUUCAAUUUAGUACCUCCUUAAAACAAAGACGGCAAUUCUUAUCUUCUUGGAUAAUUGUGAGAAUUCCUGAUAUAUUCUAAUAAUAUACCUGGGUAGUAGGAACAUGUUGGGGAAAUAUAACUAAAAAUAAAAUCUUCCAGUCUAGAUAAUCCUCUACACAAAUGUAGAAAAGAAGCCAUUUAUUACUGAAUAAGCAGUAAACUGCUAUCACAUCAUAGACAAGUUGUCCAAGAGAUCACAAAGGCAAAAACAACUCGCACUUUAAGAUAGCAAGACAGAUACAGUCUAUUACAUGCAUGUUAAUUAUCUGUAUCUAAUGGCAAAAUAAAAUUUCUCGUAUCUUGAUCACAAAUAGGAAGCUACUACUUGGACCAGCCCCCACAGAGAAAGGAGACAGGGUACCAUCUGUCUCAAUACUUGUACAUUCAAAAAGAUGGCUCCAAGGCCUUUAAAAGGACUGUCCUGGGGUAUAAAACUGGCAAGAGGGUUAUUUACCUUUUAAAAAAAAUUUACAUAUAUCUUCAAAGUAGACAAAGGAUUUGCAAUUGUGUUGUCUAAAGGAAAUAACUUUAGGAAAGAGGAGAGAGAAGGUUCUCUUUCCCUUUUGGCAUCAUAGAAAAAAAGUUUUUCUUAGAUUUGUAUACAUUCUUAAAAACAACAUGACUUACAGAAGUACCACUGACUACCAAAAGGGUUUGGGGUUUACUUCAAGGCAAUUUUAUGUGGGAACUUCCAGAUCUUUAUAAAAUGAAAUUCAAGCUAGACUCUACUUAUGACUGGACUUCUCAAAAGAAAUUAUUAAAUGUUUCUUACCUGAAUGAUUCCUGUUCCCCUCCAGUUUUACAGACAUAACUGCUCUUUCUCUCCUGGUCUCACUUCUUAAUCCUAACAAUCACUAAAGUGCUAAUACAAUUCAGAAAGGCACCGAUGUACUUUUUCCAGUUCACUACACCUAAACACAUAGUAAAAGGAAUAGUUCUUUUUUUUCUUACUGAAAUAAGGAGCAGUGCCUCAAAUUAAUAUCAUACUAUUAGUAUUUGAUGAUGAACCUUAAUUCUUCCCAAAAUAGACUAAGAAGUUUUAUCAGAAACCAUUCUAAAGCCAUAACAUUGGAUUUGCCUGACUCACAAUUAUACAAAAAAAAGUAAGUGAUUAAUUUAAGAGCAAGGUGAAUUUCAUAUAUAAUGAAUGAUUUUGUCUAGAAGCACUUUAGCAUUUGGAAAACAGUAGUUCUGUUUAGUGAUAGAGUGUAGGAAGUGAAACUUGAUGGUAUCGCUACUAUUGUUUUCAACUCUACUAUAGUUGACAAAGUGUAUUUGUAAAACAUAAAGGAAAUAAACAAAUUUGCACUAUAGAAAUAAGAUCUAUAUUGUACAGUUAUUUUUAACCAUUUAAUAUAAAUGCCAGGUUUUGUGGUUUUGUUUUUUGGUACUGGGGAUCAAACCCAGGCCUCACACAUGUAAGUAAAUGCUCUUCCACUGAGCUACAUCCCCAGCCC